Vicia villosa (hairy vetch) is the source of this 1954-nucleotide messenger RNA. RefSeq names its product cysteine--tRNA ligase 2, cytoplasmic-like. NCBI's taxonomy places the organism in Eukaryota, Viridiplantae, Streptophyta, Magnoliopsida, Fabales, Fabaceae. Gene Ontology annotation, molecular function: ATP binding; cysteine-tRNA ligase activity. Bases 285 to 1817 code for a protein of 510 amino acids. Gene Ontology annotation, cellular component: cytoplasm. The record is from RefSeq and is a predicted model, not a curated record. Gene Ontology annotation, biological process: cysteinyl-tRNA aminoacylation. The transcript is spliced from 10 exons.
AUUUUUCUGAUUAUAAGCAGCGAGCGCUACUCCAAAUCCUAACCCUAAUUUAACUAUUCUUUUUGAAAUUGUUAACAAUUUGCUGGAUUUGGGGUAGUUUGCUGCUAAGGGUUUUCUGUCUUUCACAUAUAAGGUAAGAAAGGAAGGAGAGUGCGUUGGUGCCUUAUGAUUUGUUUGCCAUAUCGUGUUUGUGGUUGUGGCAGUAAUUUGAAAUUCAAACCUUUCGUUUUAGGGCACUUAAAAGUUUGGUUUUUUUAGGGAAGGGAUUUCAUUAGACAGUGGCCAUGGCAGAGGAACGAGUUGAGUUGAGGAUUUACAAUACCAUGACCAAUGAGAAGGAGAUCUUCGCCACGAAAGAGCCAGGCAAGGUUUCCAUGUAUGUCUGUGGAAUUACCGCCUAUGACUACAGUCAUCUCGGUCAUGCACGUGCCUCCGUUUCUUUUGAUAUCCUAUACAGGUACCUUAAACAUUUGGGAUAUGAGGUGACAUACGUGCGGAAUUUCACAGAUGUUGAUGACAAGAUAAUUAAGCGAGCAAACGAGACUGGUGAGGAUCCUUUGGCGUUAAGCAACCGUUUUUGCGAUGAAUAUAAUGUUGAUAUGUCUGAUCUUCUGUGUGAGAGACCAUCUAAGGAGCCUCGCGUAUCUGACCAUAUUGUGGAGAUUAAGGACAUGAUAACUCAGAUUAUCCACAAUGAUUAUGCUUACGUGGUUGAAGGAGAUGUUUUUUAUUCUGUUGAAAAAUUCCCAAAUUAUGGCACGCUGUCAGGGCAAAAGUUAGAAUAUAACAGAGCGGGAGAACGAGUGGCUGUUGACUCAAGAAAGCGUCACCCAGCUGAUUUUUCUUUGUGGAAGGCUGCUAAGCCAGGUGAGCCGAGUUGGGACAGUCCUUGGGGUCCUGGAAGGCCUGGAUGGCACAUUGAAUGCAGUGCAAUGAGUGCUUGUUAUUUAUCUCAUAAAUUUGAUAUUCAUGGUGGUGGAAUUGAUUUGAUCUUCCCUCAUCAUGAAAAUGAGAUUGCACAAAGCUGGGCUGCUGACAAAGAGAGUUGCGUCAGUUAUUGGUUGCACAACGGCCAUGUGACUAAUAACAACGAUAAGAUGUCAAAAUCCUUAGGCAAUUUUUUCACAAUUCGGCAGAUCACGGAGCGUUACCAUCCACUUGCUUUGAGACAUUUCUUGAUUAGUGCUCAUUACAGAUCUCCGCUAAAUUACUCCAUCGCACAAUUGGAGACUUCGUCUGAUUCUGUUUAUUAUAUAUUUCAGACUCUUGAAGAUUGUAGAGGCGCUUUAUCACCGUUUCUACAAGUGGAUACUGAGAAGAAAGAAAAAGAGUCUCAAAUUGAUGAUGCUUCCAAGGAGUGUAUUAAGAAGUUAAAUGUCGAGUUUCAAACAAAAAUGUCGGAUGAUUUGCAGACAACGGUAAUACUAACCAGCGCUCUCCAAGAAGCCUUGAAAUUCGUGAACUAUUCUUUGAAGAUGUUCGAGAAAACAGCAGAAUUGCAAUUGGUUCAAUCUCUAUUGGAAGUUGAGAAAGAAGUAAAUAAAGUUUUGAGUGUACUAGGAUUAUUAUCGUCUUUGUCCUAUGCCGAGGUUCUGCAGCAGUUGAAAGAUAAGGCAUUGAAGAGAGGCGAUUUGACCGAAGACGAAGUGCUACGUCUGAUUGAAGAAAGAAGACAAGCUAGGAUUAAUAAGGAUUUUGCCAAGAGUGAUGAAGUCAGGGCCGGUUUAGCAGCAAAGGGUGUUGCGCUUAUGGAUGUCGGGAAUGAAACAGUUUGGAGACCAUGCAUCCCAAGUGAACCACAUGCAUCUCCAACAUGAAGGUUGAAUAAAUAUUCCUUUAUACACAACUAUGUUAUUAAUUUAUCAAUUUUAUAACACCAGGCUUCAAGAUUGUAUAUCAAUUUGAAGUUAUGACCAAAGUAGUGCUUUAGAAUAGGAACUUUAUCAUUUUACAU